AUGAAUACAUCAUUCUCACUCAAAUCUAAAAUACCAACGACAAAUUCGUCAACAACGACAAACUCGUCAACUGCAGCAAAGUCGUCGACCGCAACAAAACCGUCAACAGCAGUAACGACAAAACCAACAUCGAUUUUGAAAACGUCGACGACAGCCACCAAAGCAACUACAAAAACUUUUCCAUCUCCUCCUCCUCCGGCCACACUAUUGUACUUCAAAACAGCCAUCUCCAUUGAAAGCUCUCCACUUUCCAGUAACAACAUCAACUACUGCAACGACAUCCUUAACAUCAACAACAACAUCAACAACAACAAAAACAGCAGCAGCAGUAACAACCGCUACAACAACAGCAACAUUUACGACAAGAGCAACAAUAACGUCGACGACAACAUGCAACAAGUCAGCAGCAUGUUUCAACAGCGCAGCAACAGCACCGGCCACAACAAUUCGGGUGGUGGUAGUGGAAGUCUCUACCGGAACUGCAAGCGAACACAAAGAUCAGGCAGUAGCGGUAACGGCAGUAGCAACAACAGCAGUAGCAUCAACAACUCGUCCAGCCACAAAUAUAUGUCAAAAUCGUGCAAAGCCAAGAUAGCCUGCCUCUUUGUCGUCUUCAUACCAACUGUCGCUUCGGUAGCUAUGGCGAUUUUGUGGUCUGUAGUGCUUAACACGCAGCAUGCAAGCAAACAUGUGUCCGGUGAUCCAUUGCUGUGA
This is a messenger RNA of Helobdella robusta, 714 nucleotides long. RefSeq lists its product as hypothetical. The coding region runs from base 1 to 714 and encodes 237 amino acids. The record is from RefSeq and is a predicted model, not a curated record. Lineage: Eukaryota; Metazoa; Annelida; Clitellata; Rhynchobdellida; Glossiphoniidae. The transcript is spliced from 2 exons.